Molecule: messenger RNA, 729 nt
Organism: Drosophila bipectinata
Lineage: Eukaryota; Metazoa; Arthropoda; Insecta; Diptera; Drosophilidae
Source: RefSeq, a predicted model, not a curated record
UUUAGGCAAAGCCAAUAUGUUCAUGUUUGAUUAUUAGCCUUGUACGAUUCUAAUUACAAGGCAUUGCGUUGGUCGACUAUACCAUGGCACGCGCCAGAAUUAUCGGUUGUCAAUUUUCGGUUUCGUCUUGCCUCUCCCCUUCUCUUUGCAUUUGCUGUUCAAUUUGCAUCGGAAUUACACGCGUUUGUUGCGUUUAAAGUUAAAUUUUUCAAAAAACAUUUACAUAAGUGACCUAGUGAUACUAACUAAUUCUGAUCAAAGAUGGAGCCUCAAAAUAAAAUUUUAAAGAUGGCGUUUAAUGUCGAUGACGAUGACCUAAUUGCGGAGACGCAAAUGAGGGAGGUGGAGAUAGUGAGCGAGGUGAGCGACUCAAAAAUUGAUCGCCUAGAGCGAAAAAUAGAUGAGCAGGCGCGGAAACUGGAUGAGCAGGCUAGGGAAAUCGCCGCUUGCACCAACCAGCUGGCAAAGUUGACAGCAUUGCUGGAGGUCUUUGUUAAGGGAAAGGCCUCCAGCAAUGCUGUCAACAUGGAAUUCCCGAUUGCCACCGACGAGGCAUUGGCAGCGUUAGAAUUCGCCUUAGGCCGCGGCAUGAAGGAAAAAUGUACCACCGCAGUGACGAACUUAUUAAAGCGCGGAGCCCUUACAAAGUCAUUAAAAUAUAUUUUCGUGGAGGACCUGAUCGUCAAUUACAAUAUUGACGGAGCAAGUGGUAAGAGGAGAUUAAAAUAG